Messenger RNA from Homo sapiens (human), 3237 nucleotides. It is a transcript of the gene TCIRG1, whose product is annotated as T cell immune regulator 1, ATPase H+ transporting V0 subunit a3. The transcript has 19 exons. Gene Ontology annotation, biological process: proton transmembrane transport. The record is from RefSeq and is a predicted model, not a curated record. The coding region runs from base 5 to 2422 and encodes 805 amino acids. Gene Ontology annotation, cellular component: nucleus; late endosome; plasma membrane. Gene Ontology annotation, molecular function: proton-transporting ATPase activity, rotational mechanism. NCBI's taxonomy places the organism in Eukaryota, Metazoa, Chordata, Mammalia, Primates, Hominidae.
GACCAUGGGCUCCAUGUUCCGGAGCGAGGAGGUGGCCCUGGUCCAGCUCUUUCUGCCCACAGCGGCUGCCUACACCUGCGUGAGUCGGCUGGGCGAGCUGGGCCUCGUGGAGUUCAGAGACCUCAACGCCUCGGUGAGCGCCUUCCAGAGACGCUUUGUGGUUGAUGUUCGGCGCUGUGAGGAGCUGGAGAAGACCUUCACCUUCCUGCAGGAGGAGGUGCGGCGGGCUGGGCUGGUCCUGCCCCCGCCAAAGGGGAGGCUGCCGGCACCCCCACCCCGGGACCUGCUGCGCAUCCAGGAGGAGACGGAGCGCCUGGCCCAGGAGCUGCGGGAUGUGCGGGGCAACCAGCAGGCCCUGCGGGCCCAGCUGCACCAGCUGCAGCUCCACGCCGCCGUGCUACGCCAGGGCCAUGAACCUCAGCUGGCAGCCGCCCACACAGAUGGGGCCUCAGAGAGGACGCCCCUGCUCCAGGCCCCCGGGGGGCCGCACCAGGACCUGAGGGUCAACUUUGUGGCAGGUGCCGUGGAGCCCCACAAGGCCCCUGCCCUAGAGCGCCUGCUCUGGAGGGCCUGCCGCGGCUUCCUCAUUGCCAGCUUCAGGGAGCUGGAGCAGCCGCUGGAGCACCCCGUGACGGGCGAGCCAGCCACGUGGAUGACCUUCCUCAUCUCCUACUGGGGUGAGCAGAUCGGACAGAAGAUCCGCAAGAUCACGGACUGCUUCCACUGCCACGUCUUCCCGUUUCUGCAGCAGGAGGAGGCCCGCCUCGGGGCCCUGCAGCAGCUGCAACAGCAGAGCCAGGAGCUGCAGGAGGUCCUCGGGGAGACAGAGCGGUUCCUGAGCCAGGUGCUAGGCCGGGUGCUGCAGCUGCUGCCGCCAGGGCAGGUGCAGGUCCACAAGAUGAAGGCCGUGUACCUGGCCCUGAACCAGUGCAGCGUGAGCACCACGCACAAGUGCCUCAUUGCCGAGGCCUGGUGCUCUGUGCGAGACCUGCCCGCCCUGCAGGAGGCCCUGCGGGACAGCUCGAUGGAGGAGGGAGUGAGUGCCGUGGCUCACCGCAUCCCCUGCCGGGACAUGCCCCCCACACUCAUCCGCACCAACCGCUUCACGGCCAGCUUCCAGGGCAUCGUGGAUGCCUACGGCGUGGGCCGCUACCAGGAGGUCAACCCCGCUCCCUACACCAUCAUCACCUUCCCCUUCCUGUUUGCUGUGAUGUUCGGGGAUGUGGGCCACGGGCUGCUCAUGUUCCUGUUCGCCCUGGCCAUGGUCCUUGCGGAGAACCGACCGGCUGUGAAGGCCGCGCAGAACGAGAUCUGGCAGACUUUCUUCAGGGGCCGCUACCUGCUCCUGCUUAUGGGCCUGUUCUCCAUCUACACCGGCUUCAUCUACAACGAGUGCUUCAGUCGCGCCACCAGCAUCUUCCCCUCGGGCUGGAGUGUGGCCGCCAUGGCCAACCAGUCUGGCUGGAGUGAUGCAUUCCUGGCCCAGCACACGAUGCUUACCCUGGAUCCCAACGUCACCGGUGUCUUCCUGGGACCCUACCCCUUUGGCAUCGAUCCUAUUUGGAGCCUGGCUGCCAACCACUUGAGCUUCCUCAACUCCUUCAAGAUGAAGAUGUCCGUCAUCCUGGGCGUCGUGCACAUGGCCUUUGGGGUGGUCCUCGGAGUCUUCAACCACGUGCACUUUGGCCAGAGGCACCGGCUGCUGCUGGAGACGCUGCCGGAGCUCACCUUCCUGCUGGGACUCUUCGGUUACCUCGUGUUCCUAGUCAUCUACAAGUGGCUGUGUGUCUGGGCUGCCAGGGCCGCCUCGGCCCCCAGCAUCCUCAUCCACUUCAUCAACAUGUUCCUCUUCUCCCACAGCCCCAGCAACAGGCUGCUCUACCCCCGGCAGGAGGUGGUCCAGGCCACGCUGGUGGUCCUGGCCUUGGCCAUGGUGCCCAUCCUGCUGCUUGGCACACCCCUGCACCUGCUGCACCGCCACCGCCGCCGCCUGCGGAGGAGGCCCGCUGACCGACAGGAGGAAAACAAGGCCGGGUUGCUGGACCUGCCUGACGCAUCUGUGAAUGGCUGGAGCUCCGAUGAGGAAAAGGCAGGGGGCCUGGAUGAUGAAGAGGAGGCCGAGCUCGUCCCCUCCGAGGUGCUCAUGCACCAGGCCAUCCACACCAUCGAGUUCUGCCUGGGCUGCGUCUCCAACACCGCCUCCUACCUGCGCCUGUGGGCCCUGAGCCUGGCCCACGCCCAGCUGUCCGAGGUUCUGUGGGCCAUGGUGAUGCGCAUAGGCCUGGGCCUGGGCCGGGAGGUGGGCGUGGCGGCUGUGGUGCUGGUCCCCAUCUUUGCCGCCUUUGCCGUGAUGACCGUGGCUAUCCUGCUGGUGAUGGAGGGACUCUCAGCCUUCCUGCACGCCCUGCGGCUGCACUGGUGAGCGACCACCCACUGGCCUGGGCUGCUCAAGGCGACAUUUCAUAUAUAUGGAUUUCACAGCUACACUCGAUCCACGCCCCACACCACAUACAGGCUGCUGUCUCCCACAAGAAUGAUGAUGUCAGGGGCAUCAGGAAAGGUAAGGGCCGGGAAACCGGGCCCUUGGAGAACCCUGCCCAGGGGAGGCCCAGCCUACUCACAGGAUCCGACACUCCAGGCAGAGCAGAGGGCAGGAGAGGCCCAAAGAGCUAGGUCAAGCAGCUGGCUCCCCUGGGAGGGGAGCCGGGAGACAGGGAGGUCCUCACACUGCCCCCGUGGCCACGCAUGGCUGUCUGCACACUCCAUCAGGAGGAAGGGCAGGGGAGAAGUCACAUGCAGUACAGUGAAACUCAUCAGUGUCACACACGCCCAGCAGGAGGGGAGAGCUCUGCUCCACACGCUGGCGGCCUUGGCUGCUCCAGAGCAAUCCGCUGCUCCAGCUUCAGCCAUGGGACCAAGAGGGUAAAGGAGCAGCUUCUGGAGGCCCCAGGCAGAGGCCACCUUGCAGCAGUGACUGGCGACUUUGCAGUACAUCUCUGCUCACUUGCUGUCCCUUGGGAGUGAGCACCGUCUAUAACACAUCGCCAUCUACAAAAGCCUGGUCACAGUGUUCACCAGCACAUUCAUGAAAAUUUAAAUCAACAUUAACCAAAGUACCUGCAAGUAACACUGCUUACUCUUGCUGUUUGCCUCAUCUGACUGGAAACCUUAGCCCCCAAAUAUGAAAUGCCUUCUCUAGAUUAAAAGGAUUCAGAGAUGUUGCACUAUUGCACUAUA